This is a messenger RNA of Rhincodon typus (whale shark), 3219 nucleotides long. RefSeq names its product major facilitator superfamily domain containing 10 (gene slc75a1). Gene Ontology annotation, cellular component: brush border membrane. The transcript has 12 exons. Gene Ontology annotation, biological process: transmembrane transport. The record is from RefSeq and is a predicted model, not a curated record. Bases 86 to 1486 code for a protein of 466 amino acids. Gene Ontology annotation, molecular function: transmembrane transporter activity. NCBI's taxonomy places the organism in Eukaryota, Metazoa, Chordata, Chondrichthyes, Orectolobiformes, Rhincodontidae.
UGAAAUUGGAAACGGCAAGGAGGGGAGGAGAGAGAAAGAAAAGAAAUAUGUUUCUUGUUUCCUUUUAGACAGACUAUUGUAAACCAUGGAGAGAAGAGAACAGCACAGCAGUGGUCGAGGAAGCAGUGAGGCCAAGACUGAAGCCAACAGCCAUGAUGGGUCCUCACACAUCAUCACUAUUGUUUUCUUGAUGCUUCUGAUCGAUUUGCUUGGGUUUACUCUCAUCUUACCGCUGCUGCCUUCCAUACUGGAAUAUUAUGGAAAGACUGAUCACGAUGGUGUUUAUCAAUCCUUGCAACAUUCUGUAUCCUGGUUUGCUGAUAUGAUCGGGGUUCCCAGUGUAAGAAAAUAUAACAGUGUCCUCUUUGGGGGGCUCAUUGGAUCCAUGUUCUCCGUGCUGCAAUUCCUCGUAGCCCCUGUGACUGGUGCAGCCUCUGACUAUUUUGGCCGGAGACCGUUGAUGAUGCUGACUAUGGCUGGGCUGAUUGCUUCCUACGCUCUGUGGGCUCUCUCCCGGAACUUUGGGAUUUUCCUCCUGUCUAGAAUUGUUGGAGGGAUCAGUAAAGGGAAUGUCAGCCUGUCAACUGCCAUCAUUGCCGACCUCCCGUCUCCACAGACCCGCAGCAAGGGAAUGGCAAUGAUUGGUGUUGCGUUUUCACUUGGCUUUACGAUUGGACCAAUGAUUGGAGCUUACUUUGCAUCGAGCGCUGAGAAGGAUGGCAGCUUCUUCGUGCAGACGGCACAGCUUGCCUUGUUGUUUGCAGUGUCAGACCUGGUCUUCAUCAUCCUCUUCCUCCCAGAGACCCUCCCCAGAGAGAAGCGGGUCUCCUCGGUCUUCACCACAUUCCAGAAUGCCAUCGACCUCCUCAGUCCUGUGGCUCUGCUUCAGUUCUCUGCCAUUCAACGACAGGCCAAUUCUCCCUCUCCAGAAGGGAUGCAGACACUGAAAGUUCUUGGACUGGUGUAUUUCCUCUACCUGUUCCUGUUCUCUGGCCUGGAGUACACACUCAGCUUUCUCACUCACCAACGUUUCCAUUUUAACAGUAUGCAACAAGGGAAGAUGUUCUUCUUUGUGGGGAUUACAAUGGCGUUGGUCCAGGGUGGAUAUGCUCGAAGGAUCCAGCCUGGCAAUGAAGUGAAAGCUGUAAAGAGGGCAAUCGCCCUGCUGAUUCCAGCUUUUCUUAUCAUUGGCUGGGCCAACACAGUGCUUAUCCUGUACAUCGGUCUCCUCUUCUACUCAUUCGCUGCUGCGAUAGUCAUUCCCUGCCUGUCUGCUGUGGUGUCAGGAUAUGGUGCAGCUAAUCAAAAAGGAACUGUGAUGGGAAUUCUUCGCAGUCUUGGAGCUUUGGCUCGAGCUUUGGGACCAGUCAUGGCAGCUACUGUUUACUGGCUGACAGGGGCAGAGGUUUGUUUCACCGUCACCAGCUUCACCUUCCUGAUCCCGCUUGCACUUCUUACAAUUCCCAAAGUGAAGAAAACAGAAUGAGGACCAGAAGAAAUGAACUGGCCAUGUAAACCUUAGUGAGGACUGCACUGGAUUCGCACUUGGAACAACAGCAGUCUUUAAAGAAAUCUUAAAGCAGGCAAUAAAGUAUACAAGCAACUGCAUAUCAGAAAAAAAAUGUUUUAACAAAGAAGUACAAUGGUAAUGUGUAGCUUAACAUUGAGAGUAUAGUGAACAGUUCCACAGUAAAUGAGUUGACAGAGUUUAACAAUGGUAACAAUAUGGUCAAAGGUUUUUAAUAGCCACUUGUGCGUCAUUUAUACUUUGCUCCUUGGGUGGGACUGUGCUAAUUUUUCCAGUACUUUAAUGGAGGUUUGGCUUUAUCACAGUUAAAAGCUAUAAUUUGGAAGAUUAGGUAAUGCAUCCUCCAACUCUACUUCUAAUAAAAGUCAUCAAACUAAAAUGGUAACACAUUUCUCUCACCACUGAUGCUGCUUUGACCUGUUGUGUUUCCAGCAUUCCUUGUUUUUCUUCAGCAUCCGCAGUAUCUGUGCUUCAGUUCUGGGUUCAUUGUUUAUCUUUAGCUUGGUUGCUGCCUGUAAUAUCCUGUUGGAGAGGAGUUUGGAUCUGUCUGAACCUAUUUGCACCUAGGUAUGGACAGACAGAAUACCAUUUUCCCCAUCAGUUUCAGAGAUAGAGUAGGAUCUGAGGCAUGUUGCUAAUAGAGCAGCAAGAUCUAUAUCAUUAUUGUUAUACCUCAAAGUUUUCUAUUCACUGGCAUUAAGAUUUGCAGAUGCUAUCCAAUACUGAAUCCAUUGAAAAUUAAUGCAGGAUAUUAGUGUUUAGUGCUAACAGUUGAAAACCUGAACAGGCAAAUGACUAGGCGACUAUGAAAGGAAUGUACCAGAGAUGGGAUCGGGAGUGAUACAUUUAUCAAAUGCUGACCUCCUUUUGAAGGAAUUGAGAAUCUCAGUAUGAACAAGAUUGUAUCGAAAGACCAUGGUGAUUUUGUAAAUUGUAUCUCCUCCUCCUCUUGCAAAAAUACUUACAAACUGUGUACUGUUUCAAAGUUGUACAUCAUUGCCAUAAUUGACAAGAGGAAUGGACAUGGGAUUAGUCUAGUUUGCAGAGCUUCAGCUAUUUGUACCUUCAUUACCUAAGCAAUGGUAAAUGUGCCUUCUUAGGCCUAAUUCCAAAACCUUACUUAGGCACUGCUUCACCAUCAUUUCUCAUCCCACAAUUGAUGAUCAUGCCAUCAGCUAUCUAAAUUUUAAGCUCAAAUUCUCUCUCAACUUCUGCCCUCUACCUCUUUUAACACCCUCCUGAAUGCUGUACCUACCUUUCAUGCAAAGCUGUUAGUCACUUCAUCUAACAUUCCUUCCUUUGCGUGGUGUAAAUGCCUGAUUCUGUCUCUUUCCAAAUACACCGUACAGACGGCUGAGUAUUUCCAGCAUCUGCAGUAUUUUGUCUGUUUUUAAACCUGUUAGUGUAAUCAAUACCAAAGAAUGAUUUGACAAUACAGCCUCAUGCAGCAACUGUUUUGAAUUCCUAUUAUUGCGGUGUUGUCAAAAAGCUUCAACUGCAUUGAAAUUACAGGUUUCAAAGUGAAAUACGUAAUAUAUAAACUUGUGGGAUUAAUCAUAAACCAAGUCCCCAUAUAAAAUUUGCCAUUACAUCUUAAAACUAAAAUGAUAAACGUACAUGUAUACUGUGGCUGUCUUGCUGUAUUUUGAUAUCAAACUGAAAUACUGUAGUUGCACUGUUUUGUACACCAA